CACGUUUAUAGCACCGCUCACACCUAUCAGAAUAAAAAGUGGGCGGAGCUCGUACACUUGAUUGCCAGCAAACGGCGUGGAGAACAUUUGAGAACUAUCAAUAUACUGCUGGCAAUUCUCGCUCAUUUGUAAACUAAUUGAUUUAUAGAAAUUCCUCUGAGCUCCUUAAUUUCACUUAUUGCUUUGGCUAUCAUUAAAUCGAUCUUGAUACAGGGGUGAUAUUGCGGUGGGGAAUUGCCCCGGCUUUAGCAGUUUAACGCCAAUAGAAUUGUCGCAAACAAGUGUUCUAGUCUUUCACAGAAAACGAAAUGAGAGAAAACUGCUACCAGCAAUUUAUUUUCAUGUUAGACAGUAGGGAGAAAUCUUCUUAAUUGCAUGCAAGGACACUGCCUUUCCUAAAUGGAUAAAGAUGUUUGAUUAGUAGGCAGAUGUGCUUAAUUGGUGAUUUUCGGAGAGCGUGGACAUCGAAAAGGACUUAAGAAACGAUUGAAUGGAGUGUGAGUUAUUCUCGUGGACGAAUUAAUAACGAACUUUGAUUUGUGAAUGGCUUAGAUAGAUAUUACAAAGACUUUUUUCUGCCUUUCAUCAAAGCAACACUUUGAAUUAAAUAUUUUAUAUAAUUUUUUUGGGGAAAAAAACGCAUUAAGCAUUUUUUCUGAUUGAUUUGAGACUUAUUUUAAAAAGUGACAGAAGUAUAAACAAAAUAAUGGAAGGACUUAUUCCGUAUAGCAGAGGAUUCUUUUAUCCCCUGCCUGUGUCGCUGACCACUGUCCAGCUUAAUACCUGGCAUCAUCAUGUGUAUGACAAACCCGUGAAGAACCCGACACCGUUUUUUAUCUCUAACAUUUUGAAUCUUGAGCCUGAAAGACGGAUGAAAACAGACUCUUCGGUACCAAGUGAUAGAUCAAACACGAGUUCCAAUGAGAGAAGUUUUAUGUUUUCAAACUCUGGAUUUAAUAGUCGUAUGUUCAGUGCGCAGACUCGCUACCCGAAUGUUGUAGUUCGUGCCGGAAGUCCGACUCGUCUCGGAGAGGACCAUGAAGGAACAAGAGUUCGAACCCAAUCACCUUGUACAUUUCCAAGAGACGGUGUCGAGUCGCCGCAGGAAGAGCCGGACAGAGGUAUAAGGUCAACAGAGAAACAUAAAUUAUCAUCUGAUGACGACACAAGUGACGUCAGUGCUCCUCAAAAGAAGAAAAAGGCGCGGACUACGUUUACAGGACGACAAAUAUUCGAGCUAGAGAAGCAGUUUGAACAGAAGAAAUAUUUAUCGUCUGCUGAGAGAGCGGAAAUGGCGUCUUUACUAAACGUUACCGAAACACAGGUGAAGAUAUGGUUUCAAAAUAGACGUACAAAAUGGAAGAAACACGAGAAUAUUACAGCUACAGAAAUCCCAGAGCACAAACUACAAGCUGCUAAAAAUCCCGAUGUUGCGAAGGCAAUCCAGAACGCCGCUAAACUUAGAAAAGCCAAGGAACGUUUAGAAGUUUCAACAUCAUCCACUACUAGCAAGAAAGACAACUCAUGUAACCAACCACUAGAUUUCUCAAUGGAAAACUUAGAUAAAAUGAAGAAUACACGAGACGAUGUAACAGAUUGUAUUUUAGAAAACGAUGAGAGGAAGGAUGGUGGUAGUAUAAAAGCUGAAGAAAGUAUAGAACUCGAAACCGAAGCCUGCACUGAACAAGACUCAAUACAUAGUUAUGACGCUAUUAUCGAUACGAGUGAAGAUGAACAACACGUUGACAAUAAUCGAGGCAUUAAUGAUGAAAAAAUAGAGAAAACAAAAACGGCACUUACUCAAAAGUAUGUAAAUGUUGAAGAAACCGAAGAUGACGACAGCCUUGAGGACAUGGGGCUUGGACAGAAUGUUUCAGUUGGAAAAGCUGAAGUCCAGUACGCAGACAUUUCCAAUAUUGCGUGAAUUUGAGUUUACAACAAAGUUUCAUGUAAAGAUGUUGUUUUUCAAAUACAGUUUUAAGUUAUAAAAGGAAUUAUUUGAAACUACCCGUGUUCAUACAAUGAAAGAUAAAUGCUAGUUUUAAAUGUUCCCAAAUAGCCUAAGUAUUAAUUUCAGAUUGAGACUUUAAAAUUCAGACACGUAUUCUUACCAUUUAACAUGUAGAAAAAAGUUUCAGCAAAUAUACAUUGUAAAUUCA
Messenger RNA from Mercenaria mercenaria, 2159 nucleotides. RefSeq names its product homeobox protein mls-2-like. The transcript has 3 exons. Bases 707 to 1924 code for a protein of 405 amino acids. NCBI's taxonomy places the organism in Eukaryota, Metazoa, Mollusca, Bivalvia, Venerida, Veneridae. Gene Ontology annotation, cellular component: nucleus. Gene Ontology annotation, molecular function: RNA polymerase II cis-regulatory region sequence-specific DNA binding; DNA-binding transcription factor activity, RNA polymerase II-specific. The record is from RefSeq and is a predicted model, not a curated record. Gene Ontology annotation, biological process: cell differentiation; regulation of transcription by RNA polymerase II.